AAAAGGUCGACAAAAUCUCUAGUAUUAAUGGAGUCGGACUGGUUAUUCCAUUCGAUCAUGAGUCCUGAUCAAUUUCUCCCAAAAGCCUGAUUGGUCUCCUCUCCUUCUUACCUUCGUUAUUCAAGCAAAUUUGCUUCUCUUUCGAAUCUUGGAGAAUUGAAACGAGGGCUGGAGACUUGGAUUUGUCAAAAAGCAAUGCGAAUACCGACAACAAUUACACUUGUACGGAGUCAGGCCACCUGUCAACUUCCCAGUCUUGUUUCUUCCUCUACUUUGGUCUCUCCGAUCUGAUCAAUUCAUCAAAAACCCUAGUGGGUUAUUGUCUUCGAUACAAUCAAUUGUAUUAUUCAAUUUCUGGAUAAGUUAGGGUGUGUGAGGGGAGGAAAUUGAUCGGAACAUGGAACAUCGGAGGAGUCCUCCGAAGCACAGACACGAUGGAACUUCGCCUUUGCCUUUAGGGAUGGAUUGGAGCCCUCCACCUAAGAAAUGGAAUGGGCGGGAUACAGUUUGGCCACAUGAUCCUCGCACAGGAUGGAGUUACUGCAUCACAAUCCCAACCUGGGUUGUCCUUCCGAAAUCUAGAGACUCAGACCCUGUUGUGUUCUAUAGGGUCCAGGUUGGUCUACAAUCACCCGAAGGGGUCACAACAACACGAGCGGUAUUAAGAAGAUUUAAUGAUUUUUUAAAGUUACUUGCUGCUCUUAGGAAAGCAUUUCCAAAAAAGAAUCUCCCACCAGCACCACCAAAGGGACUCUUACGGUUAAAAAGUCGAACACUGUUGGAAGAGCGCCGUGGCUCUUUGGAGGAGUGGAUGACAAAGUUGCUAUCUGAUAUCGACAUAUCAAGAAGCAUCGUAGUGGCAUCGUUUCUUGAACUAGUAUCUGCUGCUCGGUCUUCAUUUCAAGAUGAAAACCAACAAAUUGGACAAGGAAAGAGUAACACUGCGUCUCCACGUAUUCAUCCUGAUUCAAAUGAAUCCGUGGCUUCUGGUAGUACUCCACUCACACCAGACUAUGGCAGUGACACUGCUUAUGAGACUUCAGAAAUUGGAACUUCAAGCCUUGGAAGAGAUAAUAUAUCUGAAGCUGGUACAGAGGAUUUGUCUCUGGAUGAAGAUUUGACAGGUCCACUAGAAAAACUUGUCAAGCACGGUAUGUCCAAUAUCGACGAGGGUUUAUUCAUAGGAAAUGCUAUUUUAGAGCAGGUCGAAGGGUUUCCCAGGCAUACAAUUCAUGCUAGAGAGAUUAACAAAGUUAUGAGGAGAACUGACAAAAAUGGGAAUGGAUCUGACACAGCAUAUCUUACCAGAGAUAGAGGGGAUUCUCUGCCUCGACAAGAACAAGAACAUGGAAAGUUUAUUGGCAAUUCUGAAAAGCUUUCAAAUGGGAGUGUUGGGAAAACGACAAGCUCAUUGAGAAGGAGCGUAACAGUGGAUACGGAGUUUCCUAGUUCAUUGGCAGACAGCUAUCUAAUUCCUUCAAGAGCUGCUGAGGUUUCAAAACCUGUGGGGUUUCUCGGCAACAUGGAAUCAGAUGAUAUAAACUUAGUUCUUCCAUUAGGGCAGCAGCAAAAGAUGAAUAGGGUUCUAAUCAGUAUGCAGAGGAGACUGGGAACCGCAAAAACAGACAUGGAAGAUCUAAUAUCAAGAUUGAACCAAGAAAUAGCAGUGAAAGAUUACCUUACGACGAAGGUCAAGGAUUUGGAGGAGGAACUUGAGACUACCAAACUGAGAAGUAAAGAAAACCUUCAUCAAGCUAUUUUGAUGGAAAGAGAAAGAGUUACUCAAAUGCAGUGGGAUAUGGAAGAACUUAGACGGAGAUCACUUGAAAUGGAGUUCAAACUGAAGUCGCAACAGGAUGACAAGCAAGAAACAGAAUCGCCAAAAACAUCCAUUAUUGAAGAGAAAGAUCAAUUACUGCAGGAGCUGGAUGAUACUAAAAGCAAGCUUGAGCAACUAUUGAAGAAACAUCAAGAACUAGAAAUUAAAUCAAAAGCAGAUGUCAAAGUUCUUGUUAAAGAGGUUAAAUCCCUUAGAAGUUCACAAGCAGAAUUGAAACAGCAGCUGAAUCAAUCAGUUGUCGGAAAGUUAGAUGCAGAGAAACUUCUUCAACAAGAAAAGCAGAAGUACGAGAAUGAUAAUGUUGCUAGAAGGGAGUUGCUCCAUGAAUGUGAUGUUCUUCAACAUCGGCUUCGAGAGUGCAGCAUGAAUUUGCUAAAUGAAAGUGAAGAUAAACUAGUCAUUGAUUCACCGUCAGUGCAAGAUGCUUUAGAACUCGUAAAAAUAUCGGAUGAUCGGAUAGAAGCCCUCCUUGCACAGGCACAGAUCUUGGGACAAGAUGAUGAUGUUUCAAGUGGUGAUUAUGAACUUAGGAAGAUGGUGUCGGAGAUCCUUGUAGAUAACAUCAGUCUAAGAAAACAGGUGAGUCUUCUUGUUCAUCGUGCUCUCAAAGUAGGCAUCGUAACAACUAAAGACAUGGAAGCGCCUUGUGUAAAAAACAAGACUUUAGAUACAAGAUGAGAGCAUGGGUGAGAGCUGUAAAUACAUAAAUAUGGUGCUUUACUAACAUUACCUUUGUGGGUAAUUUGACCAACUUGUUUUCUUGAAAGUUGUUAUCCUUACUCACUCGGGUAAGCUUUUUGCACUAUACAUUCAUUAAUAUAUAUACAUACAUACAUAUAUGAGGUUUUAUGGGACUUGAUCCUUUUCUGGGAGAUCAAGUUUAGUGUAGGUGGAGAUGAAUAUCAUCUUCAUGUUUGUUGGAUCAUGAUAUAUGAUGGCAGAUUGUAGUCAAAGAUAUCAAUGCUUGAAUAUCAGGAAUC
Molecule: messenger RNA, 2820 nt
Organism: Cynara cardunculus var. scolymus (artichoke)
Lineage: Eukaryota; Viridiplantae; Streptophyta; Magnoliopsida; Asterales; Asteraceae
Product: PX domain-containing protein EREL1-like
Exons: 10
Coding region: 398-2518 (706 amino acids)
Biological process (GO): protein transport
Molecular function (GO): phosphatidylinositol binding
Source: RefSeq, a predicted model, not a curated record